Molecule: messenger RNA, 843 nt
Organism: Drosophila suzukii
Lineage: Eukaryota; Metazoa; Arthropoda; Insecta; Diptera; Drosophilidae
Product: E3 ubiquitin-protein ligase RNF149
Biological process (GO): protein ubiquitination; replication fork processing
Cellular component (GO): nucleus; site of DNA damage
Molecular function (GO): zinc ion binding; ubiquitin protein ligase activity
Source: RefSeq, a predicted model, not a curated record
UCCGCUUCCACCGGCCGAGCAGUAACACGGAUCGGAUCGAAUCAAAUUAGCGAAAAUUGGAUCGGAAUGAGCUAUAACAACGUGAUCUGCACAAUCUGUUCGGAGCGGUAUCGCGCCUCGGACAACAUAUUCGCCGGCUUCUGUGGGCACGCCUUCCACGAGGAGUGCCUGGACCGCUGGCGGGAGCAAUCAAAAACUUGCCCCAUUUGCCGCCGCGAAGAUCCCAGAUACUUUCAGCUUUUUCUGGACUUUGAGGUGGCGCCUGAAAGCCGAUCGCCGCAGGGUGGCAUCGAGAGUGGGAGCGGGCGAAAUCGGAGCCAAGGUCACAGCGACAGCAGGCGCAGCAGCAGCAGCAACAACAGCAGCGGCAACAACAGCAGCAGCAACAGCACCGCCAGCAGUACCAGCGAAUAUGCGGGAAUUAUGAGGGAGUACGAAAAUCUGCUCUACGAGACGGGGGUGUACCAGGAUGAGAUCGAAUAUCUAAACGAGCGGAUCGGAGCACUCACCCUCCGCAAUUCCCAGCUCAGCGGGUUGCAAGGAGAAUUGGAUUCGGAUGUUGAUUAAAAGCGGCAUAGCCACUGCCCACAAACAAACAAGAGGUCCGCUGUAAACAUUGGUUAUCGCAUACCCAGGCGACAGCCGAUCGAACCCAAGCCUCAAACACUAUUGGGACAGAUACAGAUAAGCAAGACUCAGAAGGCUGAUGUAAACAAAAGAGGCGAAAGAACAAUAGAGCCAAUUCAUAUGCUAUAAUUCGCAUAAUAACGUUAGAGACAGGGAGAAAGCUAGUAAAUAUAUCCUAACAAUAUAUAGUAAACUAAAUAAAAUGAUAAGAAAAAA